UGUUUUAUCUUUCUUUGUACUACAAUCCAAUGGGCUAUUUCUGGGAAGGCCACAUCUGCCAGUGCCUCAGCCGGAUAUCUUCUUUCCGGCGUGAUUCUCCGGUGACGAUCUUUGGAAACCGGCGAAAGACCGGAAAGCAGUUCGUUGAGAGUGUCAUAGGCCUCGCUCAAGGGCUACUUGAAAUUGGGCUCAGAAAGGGAGAUGUCGUCGCCAUUGCCGCUAUGAACAGUGAUUUGUAUUUGGAGUGGCUUUUGGCCGUUGCUUAUGUUGGAGCCAUUGCAGCUCCCCUCAAUUACCGAUGGAGCUUUGAUGAGGCAAGGGUGGCAAUAGAGGUUGUAACACCAGUGAUGUUGGUGGUCGAUGAGAGCUGCAGUUUCUGGUCCUUGGAGCUCCAAAAUACCAAUCUAGAUUUCCUUAGAUGGCAUGCAUUCCUUGAAAACCUUUCUUCCCUCCAUAGCAACACUGGCAAUGUGUUACAUACAGAAACCCUUAAGAAGCCUUCCCAAAUAUCUGAGCUACUUGAUUAUGCAUGGGCACCUGAGGGCGUCGCUCUAAUAUGCUUCACUUCAGGAACCACUGGAAGGCCAAAGGGAGUUACCAUAACUCACACAGCUCUCAUUGUCCAAUCACUUGCCAAAAUUGCCAUUGUUGGUUACAAUGAAGAUGAUGUUUAUCUCCACACAGCACCUCUGUGCCAUAUUGGUGGGAUAUCUUCAGGGAUGGCCAUGCUAAUGGUAGGAGCUUGCCACAUAUUGAUUCCCAAGUUUGAAGCAAAAUCAGCCCUUAAAGCUAUAGAACAACACCAUGUGUCUUCCCUAAUAACUGUUCCUGCCAUGAUGGCUGAUAUGGUUUCCAAUAUCAGUUUGAACCAGGAAAAAAAAGGAUGGAAAGGUGGAGAACAUGUGAAGAAGAUACUGAAUGGAGGUGGAGGACUGUCAAUUGCGUUGAUUAACAAGGCUGCCACAAUUUUCCCAUGUGCUAAGCUUCUCUCAGCAUAUGGAAUGACAGAGACAUGCUCGUCACUCACCUUCAUGAUCCUUUACAACCCCAGUGGAAAGAAAUUGGAUGAGUCAUUUCAGAAGAUUUGUGGAAACAAAUCGAGCGUGAUUAACAAACCAGGAGGUGUUUGUGUUGGAAAACCAGCACCACAUGUCGAAUUACAGAUACAUGGAGACGGGUCAUCUCUUAUUGGGAGAAUUCUAACCAGAGGGACACAUGUAAUGCUUAGAUAUUGGGAUCAAUCCCCAACAGCAGUGUCCAAAUUCGAGGAAGGUUGGCUUGACACAGGUGACAUUGGAUGGAUUGAUGACUAUGGUGCAGUAUGGCUUAUUGGACGAUUAAAUGGUCGAAUAAAGAGUGGAGGGGAGAAUGUUUACCCAGAAGAGGUGGAAGCUGUCCUAAGGCAACAUCCUGGAGUUUCUAGCGCCGUUGUUGUUGGACUCCCCGACUCCAGGCUAACAGAGAUGGUAGCUGCUUGCAUUCAGAUAAAAGAGGAAUGGAAAUGGAAUAAUCAGGUCACUGGUCACCUAUUGGAAAGAGAAGAUAUAAAGCUAUCUAGUGAUAUCCUCCUAUUACAUUGCAAGCAAAGGAAUUUGUCCAGAUUUAAAAUACCGAAGAUUUUUAUUUUGUGGAGGAAACCAUUUCCGCUGACAACAACGGGAAAACUAAGGAGAGAUGAAGUUAGAAGACAGGUCAUGGCUCACCUGCAGGUCUUCCCAAGCCAUCUCUGAGAAAACAAGAAUGAGAUGAAUUUUGACUUGUCAAAAUUAAUUAAAAUCCCAUCAGGACCCAAAUUCUUGCAUUUCACUUCAUUUAGGCAUUCCCUGAAUUUUAGAUUUUCUUUUUUUUUAUAUUUUAUAAUAAUUCUCCAUUGCUGCAGAAAGCUUGCCCUAGUAAUAGGCUAGUCAUGUAAGCAUUAAUAUGUUGC
Messenger RNA from Telopea speciosissima, 1927 nucleotides. RefSeq names its product 2-succinylbenzoate--CoA ligase, chloroplastic/peroxisomal. Gene Ontology annotation, biological process: fatty acid metabolic process. The record is from RefSeq and is a predicted model, not a curated record. NCBI's taxonomy places the organism in Eukaryota, Viridiplantae, Streptophyta, Magnoliopsida, Proteales, Proteaceae. The transcript is spliced from 10 exons. Gene Ontology annotation, molecular function: medium-chain fatty acid-CoA ligase activity. The coding region runs from base 30 to 1730 and encodes 566 amino acids.